Molecule: messenger RNA, 3741 nt
Organism: Poecile atricapillus (Black-capped chickadee)
Lineage: Eukaryota; Metazoa; Chordata; Aves; Passeriformes; Paridae
Gene: SMAD4
Product: SMAD family member 4
Exons: 12
Coding region: 276-2663 (795 amino acids)
Biological process (GO): SMAD protein signal transduction; anatomical structure morphogenesis; transforming growth factor beta receptor signaling pathway
Cellular component (GO): heteromeric SMAD protein complex
Molecular function (GO): DNA-binding transcription factor activity, RNA polymerase II-specific; I-SMAD binding; RNA polymerase II cis-regulatory region sequence-specific DNA binding
Source: RefSeq, a predicted model, not a curated record
CUGGUAAUGUGAUAAACACAUCGCGUCACAGGCAAACUGUUAAAAACAGACAGUUUGUGUAAGCAGCUUAUGGAAUGGUGCAGAAGCAGUAAAUUCUCCGUCUGUGGACCGGCACAGGAGCAUCCAGAGAUCCCGAAAUGAUGGGACAGGAGCCUGGGAAGAGCCCAUCCACAGCACACCCUGCAGCAGGUCAGAGGUUAAAAACCGCACAAAAAGAGAACCUGCAGCAGCAGGGCUUCCCAAGGAAGGCUGAAGGAUGGAGCAGAUGAAUAUGGAUGAGCCUGAGGGAUGAUGAUAAAGACAAACUGUUUCAAUUCCCAGUGCGUUCUCUGGCUGCUGGCCAGCAGCGCCCCAGCGCCGCGCCUUUCUCUCCGAUUCCACUCCCGCUUAAACUUUGUGUAAGCCGGGCAGCGCGGCGGUGUUUCCCGCAGCGGGACGGCUCUCCCGUGUCCGCAGGUGUGUCCAGGGGCGGCGGGGCCGGGAUUUCUGCGCUUCCCUCGGGCUUUUCCCACCUCCCGGACCGCGGCCUGCCGCGCCGCCCGCGCCCCGCGCCCGCCGCCGCGCCGCCCGCCAACCAUAAACACAACGCGCCCGCCAACCGCAAACUCAACGCGCCCGCCCGCGCCGCUCUCCGCGCCGCGCAGGCGCCGCGGGACCCGGAUGUGGCGCAUGCGCGGCGGCGGCGGCGGCCCGGACGUGUCGGCGGCGGCGGCCGCGACAGCGACAGCGACAACAAACAAACCGCGAGCGGCGCGGCCACCGCGGCCACCGCGGGCAGGAGGCGGCGGGGGCGGCCGGCAGCGGGCGGCCGCUGCCCCCGGCCCCUGCGAGCGCCGCCCCGCCCCGCCCCGCCGCGCCGAGGGGAGGGGGCGGGGGCCCGGGCCUUCCCCCGCCGCCGCCGCCGCCCCUCACGGCGGCCCAGGUUUCACCAGGUGACACCAAACCCUUGCCUCGGGUCAGCCCCUGCCCGUCACCCCCCAGCAGUGACAUUUGAUCGGAGGCUGUGGCAGAUGGACAAUAUGUCUAUCACCAACACGCCGACGAGCAACGACGCCUGCCUGAGCAUCGUGCACAGCCUGAUGUGCCACCGGCAGGGCGGGGAGAGCGAGACCUUCGCCAAGCGCGCCAUCGAGAGCCUGGUCAAGAAGCUGAAGGAGAAGAAGGAUGAGCUGGACUCCCUGAUCACGGCCAUCACCACCAACGGGGCUCACCCCAGCAAGUGCGUCACCAUCCAGAGGACGCUGGACGGGAGGCUGCAGGUGGCCGGGCGCAAGGGCUUCCCCCACGUCAUCUACGCCCGGCUGUGGCGCUGGCCCGACCUGCACAAGAACGAGCUGAAGCACGUCAAGUACUGCCAGUACGCCUUCGACCUGAAAUGCGACAGCGUCUGCGUCAACCCCUACCACUACGAGCGCGUGGUGUCACCCGGCAUCGAUCUCUCGGGGCUGACGCUGCAGAGCUCAGCUCCCUCCAGCAUGCUGGUGAAGGACGAGUACGUGCACGACUACGAGGGGCAGCCGUCGCUGUCGUCGGCCGAGGGCCACUCGGUGCAGACCAUCCAGCACCCGCCCAGCAACCGGGCGUCCUCGGAGCCCUACAGCGCCCCGGCCAUGCUGGCCCCCGCCGAGGCCAGCACCACCAGCACCACCAACUUCCCCAACAUUCCCGUGGCCUCCACAACAGGUCAACCUCCCAGUAUAUUGACAGGUAGCCAUAGUGAUGGACUGUUAGAGCUUGCUUCAGGGCCGGCAGCUCAGCAGGAUGGGUUCACAGCCCAGCCAGCCACUUACCAGCACAACAGUACCACCAGCUGGACCGGGAGCCGCACGGCCGCCUACACCCCGACCAUCCCGCACCACCAGAACGGACACCUGCAGCACCACCCGCCCAUGCACCCCGGGCACUACUGGCCAGUCCACAACGAGCUCGCAUUCCAGCCUCCUAUAUCCAACCAUCCCGCUCCAGAGUACUGGUGUUCCAUCGCCUACUUUGAGAUGGACGUGCAGGUCGGGGAGACGUUCAAGGUCCCCUCCAGCUGUCCCAUUGUCACCGUGGACGGCUACGUGGACCCCUCGGGAGGGGACCGCUUCUGCCUGGGACAGCUGUCCAACGUGCACAGGACAGAGGCCAUCGAGAGAGCGAGGCUGCACAUCGGCAAGGGCGUGCAGCUGGAGUGCAAGGGCGAGGGCGACGUCUGGGUGCGCUGCCUGAGCGACCACGCCGUCUUUGUCCAGAGCUACUACCUGGACAGGGAGGCGGGCCGCGCCCCCGGGGACGCCGUGCACAAGAUCUACCCCAGCGCCUACAUCAAGGUGUUCGACCUGCGGCAGUGCCACCGGCAGAUGCAGCAGCAGGCGGCCACCGCGCAGGCGGCCGCCGCAGCCCAGGCCGCCGCCGUGGCCGGCAACAUCCCCGGGCCCGGCUCCGUCGGGGGCAUCGCGCCCGCCAUCAGUCUGUCGGCCGCGGCCGGCAUUGGCGUGGACGACCUGCGCCGGCUGUGCAUCCUGCGGAUGAGCUUCGUCAAGGGCUGGGGGCCCGACUACCCCCGGCAGAGCAUCAAGGAGACGCCGUGCUGGAUCGAGAUCCACCUGCACCGCGCGCUGCAGCUGCUGGACGAGGUGCUGCACACCAUGCCCAUCGCCGACCCGCAGCCCCUCGACUGACCCCGCCGCCACCGCCGGCACCCCGGGGAGGCUGCCCUGUAAAAUACCCUCCUGUUCAUAACCUACAGAUAUAUUUUACUCCCCUUUCUGCUUAACCUUCUGAAAACAGGUUCUAAAAAUGUGUUUGCCGCCUUGCUCUCAGCAGGAGGAGUGGGAACGCGCGGGGUUGUUGGGGUUGUCGGGGCUGUUUCCAGCGGGCGGCGGCCGUGACGGGAGGUGAAGGCUUCACAGAGACUCGGGGUUGUUCCCUUCCCAACCCUCCUCCCCUGUCACGGCGCCCCGCUGAUCAGCCUCACGGGAGCCUUUUGUAUGCAGAAUAUAUAUUAUAUAUAUAUUUAUAUCUGAAAAUCCCUCCUAGUAGUUAAAAAACAUUUACCUUGUAGCGACUUUAAAAUUCCAGCUGAUUUGUGAUAUUCUGUUUAGGGAACCGUAGUUAACAGGAGAAUUCUUUAUUUUGUUGAUGAUCACCUUAUGAUUUUUCCAGGUUAAAGCCUAGCAGCUGCCAAAAAAGCGAGGGGAUGACACAUACGUUGUUGGCAUUGGUCACGAACUUCAUUAGUUUUUAAAGCAAAAAAAACGAAAAAAGACAUCCUAGAUUUUUUUAUUUCCACAACCACCUGAGUUUUAAAACACUAAAGGAAGCGGAUGCUUUCAGUGCCGGCACUCGCUCUGAGGUGAAACACCCAGCAGGGCAGCGUUGCCACUGAGACCUCAUUGUGGGUGCCUGAUGGCAGGAACGUGUUUUCAUAAUUACUACUGACUUUUAUGAUUUUACUCAAAAAAAGAAAAAAAAAGAAACCCCUUUUAGCAUGUGCUGCGGUUGGAUUUGCAUGACUCUUUUUACUGGCGUGUACCACGGGAAGGACGUUGGGUAACCCACGGGUGUUUAGGGCCGGGUUUUUGUACCUGUUCACCAUUUCCACUCAGGGCAAGAUGGCAAACCUGUUUUUAUUCCUCCUGGUCGUUUCAGCCCUCUGCCGUGGGUGAGCGCAGCAGGGGCAGUGGCUCCGGGACGCGUCUGCGCCGUCUCUAGCUCCAGUGACAAUAAAAGGCUGGAAACCCCCUUUGUAAACAUUCA